Molecule: messenger RNA, 2463 nt
Organism: Clunio marinus
Lineage: Eukaryota; Metazoa; Arthropoda; Insecta; Diptera; Chironomidae
Source: the annotation of a GenBank genome assembly
AGGUGGAGAGUGUAUAUCGAGACGAUUAUAUCAAAAUGCGAUUAAGUGUAGAUGGUUUGUUAGUUUACUUCCCAUACGAGUAUAUUUACCCGGAACAGUAUGCAUAUAUGCUGGAACUCAAACGAACACUUGAUGCAAAAGGUCAUUGUUUGUUGGAAAUGCCUUCAGGUACAGGCAAGACGGCAACACUUUUGUCACUCAUUGUUGCCUAUAUGAUCGAGAAUCCUCACAUUAUUCGUAAAUUGAUCUAUUGUUCUCGUACCGUACCUGAGAUUGAAAAAGUCAUCGCUGAGUUACAAAAUCUUAUGGAAUAUUAUAAAAAGAAUGCACCUGAAAUGCCAGACAUUACAGGAGUAGUCUUGAGUUCACGUAAGAAUAUGUGCAUUCAUCCUGAAGUUAGUCGUGAGAAAGAUGGAAAAGUUGUCGAUGCGAAAUGUUAUGGAUUGACAGCAAGUUACGUUCGUGAACGACAACAGUAUGAUGAGAAUCAAGAAGCCUGCCAAUAUUUUGAAGGAUUCAAUGCAGAAGGAAAGGAAUCACAUUUACCAGCAGGAGUUUAUAGUCUCGAUGACUUAAAAGAGUACGGAAGACAACGAAAUUGGUGUCCUUACUUCUUAUCACGUUUUGCCAUCGUUCAUGCUCAAGUUGUUGUUUACAGUUAUUAUUACUUACUUGAUCCCAAAGUAGCUGACGUUGUUUCGAAGGAAUUGGCAAAAGAAUCUGUCGUUGUAUGUGAUGAAGCUCACAACAUUGAUAAUGUUUGUGUGGAUUCAAUGAGUGUGAAGAUUAACAAGCGAGUUAUUGAACGAGGCUCACAAUCAUUGACACAUUUAGAGAAACUCGUAAGUGAGAUGAAGGAAGAUGACCAGAAACGUCUUCAAGAUGAAUACGCUCGAAUGGUUCAAGGAUUACGCGAUACAUAUCAAGCUCGUGAAACUGAUCGAAUGUUAGCAAAUCCCGUUCUUCCCGAUGACAUUCUCCGUGAGGUUGUUCCUGGAAAUAUUCGUCAUGCCGAUCAUUUCCUAGGCUUUCUUAGUCGCUUCAUUGCUUAUCUCAAAACACGAUUGAGAGUUCAACACGUCGUGCAAGAAAGUCCAGCAGGUUUCCUUAAAGAUAUUCAUACAAAAGUUUUAAUCGAUCGAAAACCGCUUCGCUUUUGUGCUGAGAGAUUGCAAUCUUUGUUGAGAACAUUGGAAAUCACAGAUUUGACUGACUAUGGUGGACUUACAGUCAUCACUUACUUCGCUACUCUUGUAUCAACCUACACGCAAGGAUUUACAAUCAUUAUCGAACCAUUUGAUGAUAAAACGCCGACAGUUUCAAAUCCAAUUCUUCACUUUAGUUGUCUCGACUCAUCAAUUGCAAUGCGACCAAUUUUCCGUCGCUUCCAAUCAGUUGUCAUCACAUCAGGAACUUUAAGUCCAAUGGACAUGUACCCAAAGAUUCUUGAUUUCGAUCCCGUUGUCAUGAGUAGCUUCACAAUGACACUUGCACGUCCUUGUCUAUUGCCGAUGAUCAUUACAAAAGGAAACGAUCAAGUUGCAAUCAGUUCAAAAUUUGAAUCAAGAGACGACACAGCAGUGAUUAGAAAUUACGGUCAAUUGUUGGUGGAAACAGCAAAGAUCGUUCCCGAUGGCAUUGUUUGCUUCUUCACAUCUUACAUGUAUUUGGAGUCUGUUGUUGCUUCAUGGUAUGACCAAGGAAUCAUCGACACAUUGCUUCGCUACAAACUUUUAUUUAUUGAAACUCAAGACGCAGCUGAAACUUCUUAUGCUUUGAUGAAUUACGUGAAGGCUUGUGAUUGUGGUCGUGGCGCGGUGUUGUUAGCUGUUGCAAGAGGAAAAGUGUCGGAAGGUGUUGACUUUGAUCAUCAUCUUGGUCGAGCUGUUCUGAUGUUUGGCAUUCCAUACGUCUACACACAAUCAAGAAUUCUUAAAGCGCGAUUGGAAUAUCUUCGCGAUCAAUUUCAAAUCAAGGAAAAUGAUUUCUUGACUUUUGAUGCACUUCGACAUGCAGCGCAAUGUGUCGGACGAGCAAUUCGUGGUAAAACUGAUUACGGCAUCAUGAUUUUCGCUGAUAAACGUUUUGUACGACAAGAUAAGCGUGGAAAGCUUCCGAAAUGGAUUCAAGAGUAUCUGACUGAUAAUUAUGUUAAUCUAAGCACUGAAGAAGGAAUGCAAUUAGCAAAGAUUUGGCUGCGACAAAUGGCACAACCAUUCACUCGUGAAGAUCAACUUGGAUUGUCACUAUUGACACUUGAACAACUGAAAAGCACUGAAAAGGAAAUUCUUGAAAAGCAAGCCAUUGGAAAGUCAGCAAAUCGUUAAUUAGUUAAAUAAACUUUCUUUUUAAUAUUCCACACAAAAAUAGAACUUUUUAAAUGACAAAUUCGAUUAUUUAAUUUCUCUCUUUCAGUUGAUUAAAUAAAAUUGUUUUAAAUGGAAGUAAGGAAAUUGUUAAUAU